AUGAGUGAAGAGAACGAUCCACUUUUGUCAGCUUUGCAAGGAGAGGAGAACACAAAUGAAAACGUCGCGGGAAACGAUGAGCAGCCCCAACAAAACCAACAAGAAGAAUCGCCAGAAGACCGCGAGAGAGCUAAAGCGUUGGCAAAGUUCAAAGAGAAAUUGAUUGAGCAUCGAAAAUGGGAUGCUCGUCUUAAAGAAAUGAGAUUGAGCAUGCGAGAUUUGGAGAAGACCUACGACAAGACAGAAAAUGAUAUCAAAGCUUUACAGUCUGUUGGCCAGAUUGUAGGCGAGGUGUUGAAGCAAUUAACAGAGGAAACAUACAUCGUCAAAGUGUCAAGUGGGCCACGUUAUAUUGUGGGCUGUCGUAACACCAUCAACAAAGAGAGCUUACAGAAUGGUGUCCGUGUCUCGUUAGACAUGACAACUUUGACCAUUAUGCGUAUAUUACCAAGAGAAGUGGAUCCAUUGGUGUACAAUAUGACGACGUUUGAACCAGGCGAAAUAUCUUUCAACGGAAUUGGUGGUUUAACUGAACAGAUUAGAGAGUUGCGUGAGGUGAUCGAGUUGCCUUUGAAGAACCCUGAGUUGUUCACCCGUGUGGGUAUAAAACCUCCAAAGGGUGUUUUGUUGUAUGGUCCUCCCGGUACAGGUAAGACCUUAUUGGCGAAAGCAGUGGCAGCUACUAUUGGAGCAAACUUUAUCUUCUCUCCCGCUUCGGCUAUUGUCGACAAGUACAUCGGAGAAUCGGCAAGGUUGAUCAGGGAAAUGUUCUCCUAUGCCAAAGAGCACGAACCUUGCAUUAUUUUCAUGGACGAGAUUGAUGCCAUUGGUGGAAGAAGGUUCAGUGAAGGUACUUCUGCCGAUCGUGAGAUCCAAAGAACCUUGAUGGAGUUGUUGAAUCAGAUGGAUGGUUUUGACACCUUGGGCCAAACGAAGGUAAUCAUGGCUACAAAUAGGCCAGAUACUCUUGAUCCCGCAUUGUUGAGAGCAGGAAGAUUGGACAGAAAGAUUGAAAUUGGAUUACCCAACGAGGCAGGCCGUUUAGAAGUUUUCAAGAUUCACACAGCUAAAGUUGCAAAGCAAGGUGAAUUUGAUUUUGAGGCUGCAGUGAAGAUGAGUGAUGGCUUUAAUGGUGCGGAUAUCAGAAACGUUGUCACAGAAGCUGGAUUCUUUGCAAUUAGAGAUGAAAGAGAUUACAUCAUUCAGAAUGACUUGAUGAAAGCUGUCAGAAAGGUUGCUGAUGUCAAGAAGUUGGAAGGUAAAUUGGAUUACGAGAAGUUGUAA
Clavispora lusitaniae ATCC 42720 is the source of this 1284-nucleotide messenger RNA. It is a transcript of the gene RPT4, whose product is annotated as proteasome regulatory particle base subunit. The record is from RefSeq and is a predicted model, not a curated record. Gene Ontology annotation, cellular component: proteasome regulatory particle, base subcomplex; cytosolic proteasome complex. Gene Ontology annotation, molecular function: ATP hydrolysis activity; proteasome-activating activity; ATP binding. Gene Ontology annotation, biological process: positive regulation of RNA polymerase II transcription preinitiation complex assembly. Lineage: Eukaryota; Fungi; Ascomycota; Pichiomycetes; Serinales; Metschnikowiaceae.